GGCAGGAGAGAAGGGGAAAGUUGAACGCAUAAAGGAGUGUAAAUUUCAUGUGAACAAAAUUGCGAUUUUUCUCUAAAUAUUGGGCUUCCCGAUGGACGAUAUCCAAUCAUGGUGGGAAGUUCCAAGCAUUGCCCAUUUUUGUUCCCUUUUCCGCGCAGCGUUCAACUUAUUGGACUUCGACAUCGAGGAGUUGGAAGAAGCGCUCCUUACCGAUGGCGCUGAGGACAACGGCAGCUCCCUUCUGCAGGAGCUCAUUGUCCGUCUACUCUGUGGCUGUGUUCCAAAUGGAAAUGAAAUCUCCGUGUCCAAUUACCAAAUGUAUCUUCGGCGCCUUUUCAGAAAGAAGUGCAAAGAGUUUGGAAUUGUGAAUCCAUUCAAUGCAGACACAGACUUCCAGUUCUUGCCUCUGAGGACCAAAGUGGAAAUUCUUUCGUGUCUUUGCGACUUCAGGCUAGAAGGCGAGGAUGUCCAAGAUCUGCUUAAAAAUUUGGAGGCAGACAGUUUGAGGGUUGAGCCUCUUGGCCAAGAUGCUAGUGGAGCGGCGUAUUGGUACUUUUAUGGCACCAGGCUGUACAAGGAAACAUAUCCACUCAAGAGCAGCAAGAAAAAGAAGCCUCCAAAAAAUAAGGGCAGACACAGCAGUUCCUUGAACAUCAACCCAGAUGCCGCUUGGCAGGUUGUCUGUUAUACAGCAGAUGACUGGGAAAAAUUGGCCCAAACCUUGGAGAACUCGGACCAUCCAGCAGAAAGGGCCCUUCAUCAUACACUGGCUGUUGAUUUCCUUCCAGAAAUUCCUCGGCUAUUUGCAGAGAAAGAGCGAUUACACCUAAAACGAAUGAUGGAGUAUCAACCGAGGAGAACGAGCAGUCGUAUCAACAAGCUGAACAAACAGAAGGAAGCCGACACCAAACCUGAAAAGCCGCCGCCUGAAAAGAAGCCGGUUAAAAGUGACAAAGUUAGCCCUGUUAGUUCCAAAAGCAAAAGCCGGGCUGUUGAGAAGAUUUACACAAGUUCCGAGGAUGAAGCAGAUGACGUGCAGUUUUCUCCAGUCAAAAAGUUUAUCGAAGAAAACUCGGUUGACUCUUCAGUGAAGGAGGAAAAGAUUGCUAGCAGUGAAAAAGAGGAAGUUCCUGAGGAAGACAAUUCGAAGGCAAAGAAAGUUCGGAAGAAUAGAAAGCGUGGACACGAGAGUGACGAGGACGAAGAAGAGGCAGAGGUUGAGUCUGUCAAGUCUUCUAAAAAGCUGAGGAGUAAACACGACGAUAGUAAAAAGGAGAAGAAGCACAAGAACAGUUCCCACAAGAGCCACAAGAAGAAGCCUAAGGUGUUGAGUGAAAACGAAAGUGCCGACGAGCAGAAGAAACGCAAAAAAGGACAUCAGAAAUUGUCUAGUGAAAACGAGAGUGCCGAGGAUCACAAGAAAAAGAAGAAAAGUCAAAAGUCCAAAUCUCACUCCAGCAGGCAUUCUUCAAGGAUCAAACACGCAGAAGUGGAAGAUGUGCAGUCUGAGGAAGAGAUAGUGAGCAAACGGAAAACACGCAAGUCUAGUCCGAGCUCGUCGAAAAAGGCGAGCGCCCUGGCUUCUGCAGCCCCAGUCGGGAGGCAGACCAACAACUCCCUGGCCUGCGCCACAGGACCAAUUAUCAUUGAGGAGGCUCUACCCAAGAAGCGAAAAAUGCGCAGUUCUGAAGUAUUUGCUCAAUCGGACGAAGACUUGCAAACAGGAAUGUACAAGAUUUUGGAGAGGCUUAAGACUCACCCUGACGCAUGGCCUUUCACUGACGCAGUUGAGGAAGACUACGCUCCUAGGUAUUACACUAUUGUGAGGCACCCAAUGGACUUGCAGCGAAUGGAAGAUAAACUCGACUCGGGCAGAUACCUUACGUUUGACGACUUCAAGGCUGAUUUCAAGCUGAUAAUCACUAAUUGUAAAAAAUACAAUGGUAGUGAGAAUGAAUAUUCCGAAAUGGCUGACAGCUUGGAAGCUGCCUUUGAGAGAGCGGCCUGUCGAUAUUUAGAAAAUGAAUUUUCUACUGAUGAAGAAGUUGCGAUAGAGUACACCAAGAACAACGUAGAUGGAGCCAAACAUGACAAGAAAAGGAAAUCCUCCAAAUCUUCAACUGCCAAGAGUCCCGAACCCGAGCCCGUGGCUGAAGAAGUGGAAGGAGAGGAGGAAGAAAGGCACUCCUCGAAGCACAAGAAGAACAAGAAAAAGGUUAAGGAUGGCAGCAAAAAGAGUCACAGGAAGCACCACCACAGAAAAUCAUCAGAGCAUGAUAAGUCUGAUAAAUCGGAGGCACCCACUAACGAGGACAACGACGAUGUAGAGACUGACGUCGGAGAAGGCUCUAGUAAAUUCUGCCCACCACCUGUAGGUCCAUAUGGGAAAAGACGAGCAGGACCCCCACAGCCUCCAAAGGUGGAGACUGUUCCUAAGAAGUCGGAAAAACGGAAGCAAAGAGAUUCUGGUGACGACGAAGAUGACGACGAAACCUUCAGCACAGGUGAUGUUGACAGAGAAAAUAAGAGCCACAGGAAGGACAGCAGCAAGUCGAGGCCGAUCAUUAAAAAACGGAAAGGGGGUCCUCGUAGCAAUGCAGCAAUCGAAGCUUUAGAAAUAGCCACAGAACAGACAUUAAAAGAUAUUAACAAAUGGUUGGAUGACACGCCUCGCUUUUCCGAGUUUAGCUCUGCGAGCAACUCGCCUGCGCACUACAUAGGCACUGAAGAGUUCACGGGCGCCUCCACCGCAAUCGAAAGAGAGUACAGAAAAAGUCUACGGUUGGACAGUGCCGAGUAUUUGCGUUUGAAGAAAAGGAGAAGAGACCUUUUAGGCAAUAAGGACAAGAGAAGACGUGAUCUCCAGAGGACCAUUGAAAGAUUCCAGCCCGGCAAAAGCAAGGGCAAUCUCAUCGCCAGCAUCAUCAAAGCCAAGGAUGAGCAGGCAGACACCAGUGUUGUGCCAUCCAUCAAGCCGCUGAAGGAAAAGGUGGCUGCGUCCACAUCCAGCAAAGUGGACGAAAACGCUCCUACCCUAAGUCUAGGCUCUGUUUUGACUGGCAUUGGUUUUGGAAGGCACAGUUUUAAGAAGGAAGAUGCGCCUGUGGAAAAUGAAUCUGAUGACAAGGAGAGUGAGGAUGAAAAGCCAGAGGAAGUGGUCGAACCGAAAGAAGACGUCCAAGAGAGCAAAGAGGAGGAUAAGGAGGUGAAAGAGGCAAAGGUAGAAGAGGAGGAUAUUGGCAAAGUAGACUGCAACAAGGCAACCCCUAAUCUGAGUGCCUGGUUCAAGGCCUUUGGCGCUCCGAAACCCGCGCCCCCCAAGAAGAAGGAAGACACGCCCUCAAUCAGACCCGCAGAGUCAAAGUCUGCUCAGAAAAGUCCUGUGACCUCGCCCACAGAGGUGGUGGCCCCUCCUGCUCAGAGGCAGCGCAACUUGAGCACCGGCAGCAGCAGCAUAUCCGACCUUUCGUCUCCCUUCAGUCAGGACCCGGAAAUGUCUCCUAGAGACACCCCCAAGGCUGCAUGCCACCAGUCGCCCCCGAUGGCCUCUCCCACCUCUCCCCGCACACCCUUCAGUAGCCAAGUGCCUGCAAACUACCCCUACAACGGCAGCAUCAAGGUCGGCUUCUACCAGGAGCACAAAACCAGCCCUGAGAAGAGUCCACGCGACGAGUCCUUGCCAAUGGUUCCCUCCCCUGUACAGACUGUAAAGCCGCCCCAAGCCACCCCUCCGUACUCGACCACCAGUCGCCACUACAACGAGCAGCAAAUCGCCCACUACACUCAGCAACAGCAGCUGCCACCAGCACCACCAGUGGUCAUGGAAAAACCCGCCCCUGUCCCGCACAUUUCACCCCCGGUCCCGCCACCAGUGAUGCAGCAGCCGUACAGCCAGAAUAGUAUGCUCUACGAUAUGUCCAAGCCGCUUACUGACCAGUACAGAGAGACUCAUAAACCUCUCGCUGACCAGUAUCGAGAGACUCUCAAGCCCAUGACUGAACAAUAUCGAGAGACUCUCAAGCCGAUGACUGAACAAUAUCGAGAAACCCUCAAGCCCAUGACUGAACAGUAUAGAGAGACGCAUAAGCCAAUCACUGAACAGUAUCGCGAGGCCCAUAAACCUCUCGCCGACCAGUACAGAGAGGCUCACAAGCCUCAGCCUGUCCAAAGGUCCCAAGCGCCUCCAGCUGCCCAUUCAAACACCCCCAUGAUCCCAGAUUACUCGAAAUUCGACUACACCAAACUGAAUUACGGCCAGCCGCAGCCAUACAAGACCCCUGUGCUUCUGCCUCCGCCCCCGCAGUCCGCCCCCGACCCCAAGCUGCUUCAGCAGUAUCCAGUCAAGAAAAGAAUGGUCUACACCGCAACGGACGAGGAGAGGUACUCGUCAGCUGUCGAUCUGUACCAGCAGAACCAACGCCUUGUGGCGCCUCCCUUGCCGACGUACUUCGACCCGACGCCGCCCUCGGUCUACCCUCCGUACGACCUGUCAGCCACCAUGCCCAAAGAGCCUCCGCCGCAGCCGGCCAAGCCCAAGAGGGGUCGGAAAAAGGCGGCCGAGAAGGCGCCGGUCGAAAAGGAAGCGCCGGCCUUCUCCUCCUUCCCUCUGGGAGGCCUCAAGCCGCCCCCAGGCGUGGUCCCCGGGAGCGCCUUCAACUUCGGUCCACCGCCCGGUCUGCACCUGUACUCGCAGGAAUUCAACUACCGCAACUUCAAACUCAAGUCGCCGCCCCCGAGCGUGGCGCCGCCGGUCAGCUCGAGUGGCCAGACGGGCUCGUUCCCCGUCGCCACCUCCGACUCGUUCCACCAGGCCGCCUCCUACUACCACCACCAGUUCACGCAGGCGGCCACCGGCACCGGGCCUGGACCCACGCCGGCCGCCUCCCGCUCCAACUACAUGAUGGAGCAGCAGCUUUACCAGCAGUACUUCCAGCGGCCAGAAAAUUUGUUGCAGCCCAGGCACGAUCCGUCCCUGCUGCACCAGGGGCUGUACGCGCCGGCCCCGUCCGCCUACCACCACUCGCUGGGCAUCAGGCAGCCGUUCGACGUCAACAGGCCGGGAUGGUUGUGAUUGGGCCAAGAGGGUUGGAACGUGUGGUAGCACAGACACUUGAAAUUCACGAGCUGCUUUCAUGGAAAAUUAUUUUUCGUCUCCAAAUUUUAUAUAUAUUUUGAGCACUCCCAAUUUACUUUUUAUUGGGAGCUUUUAAAUUUUCAGACAUCUUUCAUUUUUAUGCUUUGUUGGACUUUGAAUAACUCAAUCAAGUUGUUGCUUAGAAGACUGUAUUGUGCAUCCGGUUUCUAUAAUUCAGUGGUUAAGUGUCUCGUUCUCUCUUCACUAUGUAGCUGUGGUGUUUGUACAUAGUGCACACAUGCCGUUCUUUACACGCUAAGUAAUUAAAUUACUCCUUGUUACGCAUUAAUAAUAAUACAAUUAUGCUCGGUCGCAAAUUUAAUCAUUAUUAUAAUUGACUAAUCGAUUGCGGAUAAUCUUUUUAUAGUUCUGUUGAUUGUUGAGUUGCAAAUUUUUUAUGUUACUUGCUGAGAGAAUCAAAACGCUGUUUUUAUCUCUAAUUGAUGAGUUUUACGGUUGGUACAGAAAACCAGAAAAAGCGCUUUUUAUUCUCGCGCCACCAAAGAUUCUGAAGUUUGUUCUGUUGACGAAAGAAGUGUAGAAGUUUUCCAAAAUUAUUUAAAUUGUCACAAGGACGGAUCUCAAAGAGUGUAUUAUAAUGUUUCUCACAGUCUGGGAGUCUAAUUAAACUACUGCAUCUGAACACUGGGAUCCAUAUUGUGGUUUAUUGGUGUAAAAUAUUGCCAUAUAAAUACAUCACCAUCACAGAAGCAUAAUAUUUUAUAAUGUAAAUAAGAUAAAUAGUGUUAAUCUAUUUUGUUAUGAAAAGACUUCAGAAAAUAUAAAAAAAAAAAAUAUGUUAUCAGAGGUUGGAAUGUAUUGACGGAGGCUCUCCAGAUCUGGCAUCAUAGGCGAAUGCGAAUCUCUAUAUUGCAGGAAGCCUCCAUCGCUUAAUCGCAAUUAUACCUACUAUUAUGUGUACUGCAUCACACAAUAAAGUUAUUGUAAGAUAAUAA
Molecule: messenger RNA, 6090 nt
Organism: Neocloeon triangulifer
Lineage: Eukaryota; Metazoa; Arthropoda; Insecta; Ephemeroptera; Baetidae
Product: protein slender lobes-like
Exons: 13
Coding region: 92-5071 (1659 amino acids)
Biological process (GO): chromatin remodeling
Cellular component (GO): CERF complex
Molecular function (GO): protein binding
Source: RefSeq, a predicted model, not a curated record